AUUUAGCUUUUUGAAAUGUAUUUUAUUGACUGUGAUUCCAACCAGUGUGAAAUUAUCCAAAACUAUUUAUUGAAAAAUAAUACUAUAUAAUCUUUGUACAUAUAUCAAUACAAGCGACAUAUAGUGACAGGCUGAACAAUGAAAUGCUAUUAUAUUAAAUAAGUGCUUGAUUCAUUAUAUUAAUACAAUUAAAAUUAAAAGUGUUAUUUUAUUAUUAAAAUAACAUAUUUUACAUACACUUGUGUUUUUUUGUUUUGUUUUUUUUACUUCCUCUAUAAACUUCCCAUCUGUCUCUUUUAAAAGAAAAAAAUAAAUGUGGCCCUUGAGUUUGAGUGCAAUAGUUUUCCCAGUCCUUGAUUAGUUUUUGAAAAAAACCCAAAAUAAAAAGCAGCCUCACUUGUGGGCAUCUCUGAGGUUGUGAAAAAGUUGAAUGGACAAAUUGAGAAGGUUAUUGAUUAUUAUUAUUAUUAUUUUCUAAGCUCCAGCGUAAAGCCCCCAGGUCCACUUGGAUUGCUGCCCAUUGAGAGGGGCUUUGAAUUGGACACAUUUACUGAGCUUGAAUCGCUCAAAGUCUGUUUCUUUUUUUUCAAAUAAAUUAUUAUUUUUUUAUUAUUAUUUUGCAAUAACGUUGCGCUCAGAGUGGAGGAAUGGGCUGUUCAAAGUCGAUUUAGCCGCCCACACUCUGCCUGCAGCUUUUUGAAAUGCAGAUACGUAAACUGGAUACGCGAUGUUGGUAUCACUUUGCAGCCUGGUCGCUCAGCAACCUCGCUCCUAACCAACAAGUCCAUUGAUCAAUGAAUAAUUGAAAAUAUUCCACAUGAUGACAUCUGAAAAUAAGGAGCAGACAUGGAGAAUUGUUCCGUUUCAGAAGUGGUUCACAGUGAGAUACAGUUCUUUUCUCGACUGCAAGUCACUUUAACAUUUCCCAUAUAAUUUGCCAUUUAAUAGAUGUUUUAUAUUCUGAAUAGAUGUUUUAUGUUCUGUUAUUUUUAUUGCACUGCUUGAUUUCUUUAAACUAUGUUUGUACCAAAAAAUAAAAUGAAUAAUAAUAAGUAUUAUUAUUAUUAUUAUUAUUCACAUGGUUCCGAUAUGUAUGAUGAGGGCUGUUUUUGACAUUUCUGUAUUCUAAAGGUGUGGAUACAGGUGGAAAAAUGGUACGCCCUGGUAUCUUACGUCUGUGGCGUGUUAAGAUACAGGCGGACAAACGAGUCAACCCAAAUUCUAUUUGUGUGUGUUCAACUUUCUGUCCGUCAUCUUUGUCGUUUCUAGUUUCUGUUUCUCAACAUGAGUUCAAGUCCCUCACCGAACGACCCGGCCCACAGAUCCGCCCACAGCCCCCUGUCCCCGACGGGCUGGGCGGCACAGGCACAUCGUGACCUGGUUCAGGCCGAGGCAGAGCUACGUCGUCUGCAGGAACGCCAAGCCACCGAGGCGGACUCGGUGCGGCAGGGGCUGGAGCGCGCCAUGCUAGGAGUUCGCCGGGAAGAGCGCCGCUUGCUAGAGCGAGUGGAGCAGGACCAUCGAGACACACAACAGCACCUGGAGCAGGUCCACAAGGAAAAUGUGGCGGCGGCCCGAGUCAGCCAGGCCCUGCUGGACCAAAGGCUUGGGAAUCUGGUCCUACUUCAGCAUAGAAUCCAGGAAGCGGCUAAGCAGACACUGGUGGACCAAAGUUUCUCGAACCAGACUCUGUUGCUCAAGGAGGUUGCAGAGUUCCUCCAACCCUGGGAAGUCUCAGUUUCCCUGAAGAAAGUCACGUUCAAGCCUAGCUCCCAACCCAACGCUGUCACCUUCGGAGACAUCCGAGCACAGGGUCAGAGUUUUUCUCUGCAUACUGGCGGUUGCGGCCCACGCGGGCAGGUGUGUGCUCUCCAUUCUCAGGAAAUUCCAUGUAGAGAAACCAGUCACCAAGUUGCUGAAGAAGACAGAAGCCCACUGGAACAAGGCUGGACCACCACACCAGGCACGGUUGUUGAAAAAAUGAGCCUCUCUUCUUUGCAUGAUCCCGAAUCAAAAGAGGAAUCAAUGACUUCCCUAUCAAAGUCCAAAAAAUCCAGACUGAAGUCUCACCAGGACCAGAAGAUGGAAUCUGUAUCGUGUCUGAAGAAGGUUCCAACGAUCCUCAGCCCUGAUUGCAGAGAAGAUGAAUGGUCAAUGGGCAGCAGGAACCAGAGGAAACCACCCACGGUAUCCUCGUCUUCCUCAUUUGACUGUAGUCGAGAAAUCCAGAGAGGAGCUGCAAGAAAAGGAACUCAAGGUUGUAGUCUUCUGAGGCCUGGAAAAGGAUCACUGUCGUCUCCUGGAAGGAGCCGGAACGAGCUCUCGGCCAGCCACAGCUGCCUGGACCUCACCUCCCUGUCCUCUUCCCGAGGACAUCCUCACUCGAGGCUCAGCCAGUCCUCCGAUGAACACUCUCUCGGGACGGUCUGCGAUUCAGGCCGAGCCACGUCACCAGCGGACAGCCUGGACUCUAGCUACACAUUCGUCUUGAGUCGUUCUCAGGAUUACAGCAUCAACCGAAACUCUUUGAGCAACGACUGCCGCCUGUCCAAAUCUGCGGUGGACUUGCCUUACAUGACACGCCCGCUGAUCGGACCUGGGACCAAAGAAUACAUAGGAGCAUGGUCACAGAAUUGCGAAAACUUUGUGAGACCAGCUUCGCCCCCGCCCAGCAGGGGUCUUGGGGUUUCUGUCAGGAGGCAGCUGGUGUCAUAUCAAGAUCCAAAUCAGCCGGCUCAGCCUCUCAUGGCCAGAUCUGUGUCCAUGUCCAUCUUGGAUGUCUCCUCGCACGAGCCCAAGAGAGGCCGAGGAGGGCGAGGAGGUCCACUGGCCCUGGUGGAGGUUCAAGAGGAAGGAGAGCCAAGAGAGAGUCGUCUGAUCCGGCAGUUCGGGAAGCAGGGCUCGGGUCGGACGGACUUCACCUUGCCAAGUGGUCUACACUGUACGCCACAGGGUCAAGUCUUCAUCGUAGACUGUGGGAACGCUCGUGUUCAGGUCACAGACCCUCAGGGCAACGUUCUCCAGCAGGUCACCUCACCAAAUUCAGACGGUUUUGCCAGGCGAUGUAGGAAUUUCUUCGACAUCGCGGUCAAUACCAAAGGCCUGGUGGCACUUAGUUGCGCGGCAGAGCGCACCCUACUGGUCUUCAACCGACACGGACGACUCCUCCAGACCUUCGGAGGGUCCACUUCAGGGCCGACGAAAGACGAACUGGAGGCUCCCAGGGGCGUGACAGUGACACGACUGGACGAGUUCUUGGUGGCAGAUAUCCGCAUGGGUACCCUCGUUGCCCUGAAACUGGAUCAUAAGACCGGGUCCCGCUUGGAGCGUACUGUGGUGACCGGAUUCCACCGCCCUUACUUGGUGGCGGCUUGCGUGAGCUCGGGAAUGGUCGCCGUAUCAGAGCGAGGGACAGAAACCGGUCGGGUGCCCUGCAUCAAAGUCUUGGAGCCCGGCUGGAACACAGUACGGGUUCUGGGGGUGUGCUCAGCCAUGGGACCCAUCCUGGUCUGCCCGUGGGGCCUCUGUAUCGAUGCCGAGGGCGACGUGCUGGUGGCCGACUGGGGGGACGCCCACAGGAUCCUGAUGUUCCCAUCGCAAGGAGCUGGCCGGUCCUUGGUGAGUCGAGGUUUAAGGAGUCCGCGUGGGAUCGGCCUAUUGCCAAGGGGCCACCUGGUGGUGUCUGAUAGUAUGAACCACUGCGUUAAGAUCUACCAGUACAAGUCAGAACACGUUUAACUGUGCAGCCGUUUACUCAAGACUAUGAUUCAACAGGGGUGGAGAAUUUACAGUAAAUUUCCCUGCAAACCUAAGAUGGGGAUUUUGGGGAAAUAAAUAUAGAUAUUUUAUUUAUAUUUAUAAACAUUUCAUAAUUCCAAUUGAAAGUUAGCAAUUUGGAAUACAGUAUAUCAAAAAUACCCCAUGCAUGGACAUUUACUGGAAGCAUUCCAGAAAUUGACUGGAAAUUUUCCACCCCUGUUCAAUCCCAGUCUUGACGAAAUACUUGUUACACUUGUGCUUGAAUAUGAUUGCUUUCCAUGAACUCCCCCUCAAUUCCCAGUUUUUUCCCCUGGGAAGUUUCCAAUUUGGAACAGCUCUCAAAUUUACUUUCACAUGGGGCGGCACGGUGCGCGACUGGUUAGCACAUCUGCCUCAAAGUUCUGAGGAUCGGGGUUCAAAUCCCGGUCCCGCCUGUGUGGCGUUUGCAUGUUCUCCCCGUGCCUGCGUGGGUUUUCUCCGGGCAUUCCGGUUUCCACCCUCAUCCCAAAAACAUGCAUGGUAGGUUUAUUGAAGAUUCUAAAUUGCCCGUAGGUGUGAAUGGGUGUUUGUUUCUAUGUGCCCUGCGAUUGGCUGGCGUCCAGUUCAGGGUGUGCACCGCCUCUCGCCCGAAGAUUGCUGGGAUAGCCUCCAGCGCGCCCGCGACUCUAGUGAGGAGAAGCGGGAUAGAAAGUGGAUGGAUGGACUUUCACAUGGAAAUUUCCCCAGGAACUUUCUGAAAAAUCUCCCACCCGUUUGCAGCCUAAAUCAGACCACCAAAGACCAUCUUGAAGCCAAAGUCUGGUAUUCUGCUACUUGUGUGUUUGUGCGCUAUCAAGAAUAGUGUCAACUGAAUUUGCCUCGUGGGACCAUUUACUGUAUGUUUAAUUGAAUUAUUAAUAUCAAUUAGAAUUUAAAUGAUUACAUGAAAUUUGAGUGAUUUGCAUUUAAACGGAAUAAAAACCAAACAUGUUUGUCAUGUUUUCUUCAAGUUCGCGUGGUUUACUUUUGAAUUUGGUUCAUUUUCACAAAAGGUUCAAGUGUGGUCCACGUUCUCGUAUUGUCCUAGUUCAGAUGUACUUUGGUUUCAGAAUAGGUUCAAGUUCAGAUUUUGUCCACGCAGUUGAUAUUCACAUGCAGUUUCAAUUCAUUCAUAGCUGUAGUUUAGAUGUGGUUUCGAUUUUUUGUUUGGGAGCUGCAACUGAUUGAUUUUCUUUCACAAACUAGUUGAACUUCAUGAGCGUUCCCCAUCGUCGUGUUUGGUUUCUAUGUGAGCAGACCAUGGGUUGAAUCCUACUUCCUGUUUCCUGUUUCCUGUGUAUGGCGUGCAAGCGUCAACAUUUCUUCUUGCUUGUUGUCCGGCACUGUUCAGGAUUCAUCUUCAUCACAAGUUUCCUCUGCAGAUGUUUCCUUUCUUCUUUUCAUUCACCAGCUCACUGUGGUUAGAGAUUUUUUUCCCCCUUUUUACAUUCAAUAGCCUUCACCAUCUUAUGUCCAUCUUUAGUUUGUACAAUAUACUAUUCAUCAUCCUCUUCUUUUUUUUUUGUACUCGUCUGACUUUCAGCUCUCUUUUCACUUACUGCAUAUGUAAAAUAGUUUAUUUUCCUAAUAUUUUUUAUUUGCAGUAAAGAAAUUGUAUUUACCAUAUUUAAAUAUUUCAUUCUCAUUUGUA
Phyllopteryx taeniolatus (common seadragon) is the source of this 5428-nucleotide messenger RNA. RefSeq lists its product as uncharacterized. The record is from RefSeq and is a predicted model, not a curated record. NCBI's taxonomy places the organism in Eukaryota, Metazoa, Chordata, Actinopteri, Syngnathiformes, Syngnathidae. Gene Ontology annotation, molecular function: protein binding; ubiquitin protein ligase activity; translation repressor activity. The transcript is spliced from 2 exons. Bases 1285 to 3738 code for a protein of 817 amino acids. Gene Ontology annotation, biological process: protein polyubiquitination; proteasome-mediated ubiquitin-dependent protein catabolic process; negative regulation of translation.